AUAAAGUGUUCCAUGUGACCAUUAGGCCUGUGACUGUCGGUUCAUUUAAUAAAACCGGACACCCCGUACAUUUCCAAGGACGUUUUCGUGGGACUGCGACGAUCGUCCAAUUAGAUUUAAGCCUGAAGGAUCUAAGGGAACGAGAUGGCUGUAUCGCAAGAAGGAACAGCUCGUUGGCUUUCCCGUCUUUCCCGUCUUUCCAGGAGCGAUCGCGAGCGCUGAAAGUGCUGGCCGCAUGUCCAUUAGAGAAUCCGAGUGCGUGCCACAGCUGGGAGUUGUGAGUUGGGUUUUGGUAGCGCAAAGUUGGCAAGGAAUGAAAGGUGCUGGUGGGGGCGCAGACUGGUUUUCACUCUCGGCAUUCACCACGACUCGGGACAACGUAUUCAGAUUCGACCGGUGCUCCUCUGAGCCUCUACGAGACGAUUCCGACCGAUCCGGAGACCAAUCAGUUUGCAUCGCUUCCUAUUCUUGCCAUUUCGCCGGCUGCUUCUUUAUAUUCGAGAGUGAUCGUCAUUCUUGGUUCGACCGAGGGACGCGAAGAAUCUACCAGAGAGGAGGAAGGAGUUCUUCGAGUCCCACAUCGUCCCGGCACGUUUCUAUUUACACAUUCGUGCAAGUCAAAUAGACUUUUAAGACUUGAGCACCCGAGCAUGCGUGGCUCUGAUUAAUUAUACGGCGACGCUAGGAAGACUGAAGAGAUUUACGAAAAUCUAGCUAAAGCAAAGAUAUACAUUAAAGAGUCUCGGGAGCCGCGUGUUGGGGCGUAACUUGAUCCUGCUGAACGAAUCACUGUCACAGGUGGACCCAGGAUGCUGUGCCGUGUGGUAACGCAUGAUCAGCCAGCAGACCAAAAGGCAAAGAGAUAACGGAAUUCCUGGCGAAAGCGAUCUCCAGCUUCUACCGAUCAAAGGUCUUGCAAGUCCUCCGGUGUUCUCGAACAUGAGAAUAUCUAAGGAGUGAAGAGAAAUCGACGAAUGCGGAUUGGCGGCGCUCGAAAAUGCCGAUCGGGCUGGCUGGAUUGGCAGGGACGUCUUCGCUCCUCGGUUUGAGUUUGAUCCCCUUGCUGACCAUCGGGUUCACUCUGUUUCGCUACAACAACGUGGAUCCUGAGUCGCAUGCGCCGGAUGCACGCGAGCUGCUGGGGAUGUACGACUUCAUAGUGGUCGGCGGGGGAAGCGCUGGCGCCGUGAUGGCAUCAAGGUUGUCGGAAAUAUCAAACUGGACCGUGCUCCUGCUGGAAGCUGGGAGCGACGAGAAUGAAAUCUCGGACGUGCCGGCCCUCGCCGGAUACACGCAGCUCUCGGAAUUCGACUGGAAAUAUCAGACGUCGCCGCCGACGAGCUCAGCCUACUGCUUGGCGAUGAUCGGCGACAGGUGCAACUGGCCCCGUGGAAAAGUCCUUGGAGGCAGCAGCGUCCUCAACGCGAUGAUCUACGUGCGCGGCAACAGAUUGGACUACGACAACUGGGCGCGAAUGGGAAACCCAGGCUGGAGCUACGAGGAGGUCCUACCUUAUUUCAUAAAAUCGGAAGACAAUAGGAAUCCAUAUUUAGCACGGAGCCCCUACCACGGCUCGGGUGGCUACCUGACGGUGCAGGAGUCGCCCUGGAGGACGCCAUUGUCCGUCACGUUUGUCAAGGCGGGUUCGGAACUGGGUUACGAGAAUCGUGACAUCAACGGGGCCAAUCAAACUGGGUUCAUGAUAACUCAGGGCACGAUGAGGAGAGGCAGUCGAUGCUCGACGGCGAAGGCCUUCCUGAGACCAGUCAAGAACCGGAGGAACCUCCACAUCGCCUUGCGCGCUCAAGUCCUCAGGGUGCUCUUCAACCGGGACAAGAGAGCGACAGGGGUGGAAUUCCUGCGGGACGGUCUUCGUCAGGUGGUCCGGGUGCGCAGGGAAGUGAUCCUGUCUUCGGGAGCGAUCGGCUCACCUCAGCUCCUGAUGCUCUCCGGAGUCGGUCCCAAGGAACAUCUGGCCCAGCACGCGAUUCCGGUAGUCUCGAACCUGAGGGUCGGUGACAAUCUGCAGGACCACGUGGGUCUUGGUGGUCUGACGUUUAUCAUCAACGAACCCGUCACCCUCAAGAAGAGUCGCUUCCAGAGCUUCUCUGUAGCCAUGGAGUACAUCCUCAACGAAAGAGGUCCCAUGACUACCCUGGGGGUCGAGGGUCUGGCCUUCGUCAAUUCCAAGUACGCCGACAAGUCCGGCGACUACCCGGACAUUCAAUUCCACUUUGCACCCAGCUCGAUUAAUUCCGACGGAGGUGAUCAGAUCAGGAAGAUCCUCGCCCUGAGGGACAGCGUCUACAACACCGUGUACAAGCCUCUGGUCGACGCGGAAACUUGGACCAUCCUGCCUUUGCUGCUGCGACCAAAGAGCACCGGAUGGAUCAGACUGAGGAGCAGGGAUCCCUUUACGUAUCCGGACAUCAACCCUAAUUACUUCACGCACAAGGAGGACGUGGACGUCCUGGUCGAGGGUAUCAGGAUAGCAAUGGCCGUCUCGAACACUUCGGCCUUUCAGAGAUUCGGCUCCAGACCCCACAGCAUCCCUAUGCCAGGCUGUCAAAUAUAUCCCUUCGGCAGCUACGACUACUGGGAGUGCGCCAUUCGCCAUUUCACCUUCACUAUUUAUCAUCCAACUGGAACUUGUAAGAUGGGCCCACCGACUGACCCAACUGCCGUUGUCGAUCCCCGGCUGCGCGUUUACGGUGUCAAGGGACUCAGGGUCGUCGACGGGUCCAUCAUGCCCAGCAUCGUCAGCGGGAAUCCAAAUGCGCCGAUCAUCAUGAUCGCUGAGAAGGCCAGUGACAUGAUCAAAGAGGACUGGCGAGUCCGGAAUCUCAAGAGAACCCGAGGCAGAUAGUCUAUAGUGGAAUUUCUGUGUUUAAGCUAAUCUUUGAUCACGUAAAUCCAUCUACGGAUAGUCAUUACUUGAUAUAUAUAUUUAUUCGACAGCGGUGCCAUCUCUUUGCGAAAACUUAAAGCUGUCCACUACAUCGAGACUGCUAAUCAACGCGUACUUCAAUCCAGAAUAGAUUUUAAUUAUUUAAUUGCAUCUUUCGUUAUCAACGAAUGCUUGACAAUUAUAUCGAUCGUCGAUGUCACGGCAAUUGAAAUGCUCCGAAAUCAAUCAAAUCGUUUACUGCAAUUAACUUUAAGGACUUUUUAUUAUAGCGUUCAAUUAAUUUAAUACAAUCGUCCAAAGGA
Messenger RNA from Cephus cinctus (wheat stem sawfly), 3210 nucleotides. RefSeq names its product glucose dehydrogenase [FAD, quinone]. The record is from RefSeq and is a predicted model, not a curated record. Gene Ontology annotation, molecular function: flavin adenine dinucleotide binding; oxidoreductase activity, acting on CH-OH group of donors. Lineage: Eukaryota; Metazoa; Arthropoda; Insecta; Hymenoptera; Cephidae. The transcript is spliced from 6 exons. Bases 998 to 2866 code for a protein of 622 amino acids.